CUAUUUACCCAUCAAUCCGACAACACCCGUCAACAACACCCCGGUGACAUGCCGAUCGUGCCGUCUGAUUCCGAUGGCGACCACAACAAAUCGAUAUGUUAUUUCCGCCCCAAUUUACUGCAACAAGUCUCCACGGGUCGCAGGGUGGGGGUGUGUCGACGGUGACCAGGAGCCCUUUGCUGCUCUUUGCCUCCCCUCCACCGCCCUCCCUUCGCUCGCCCGACAAACAUCGGCUUUGAUCUUGCCCAGCAAACUGAGAUCUGUUCUGCCGGCGUCGACCGGAUGACGUCGGCCUAAAGAUAGUUCGGACUCUUGUUAUGCCUGCAAUCCCAUUCGUAUGUGUCCGAGCGCACCCCUCCCCCGCACCAAGGCAUCCCCCUGGCCCCCGUAAGAGCGAGCGCACCCACCCCCCUCGACGGCCGUACGCGCCCUCCCCCCGACGCCCGCGGCUAAAUUUCCAGCAGCGUCAGCGCGCGCGACUCGUACCUGCGUGGAACCUUUUCGGCACAUUUCAAAGGCCCUGGCCCGCGACGUCCCACGCCGGGCGUCUCACUGUUUUCCCUGCGCGCGCCGCCCCCCUCGUCGCUGCCGCCGACGCCCCCCGUGCCCGCACCGGCAGGCGCGAUAGGCAGGAAGUUCACUCGCGCGCUGCCGAAGCACCCACCGUCGGCCAUAGCGCACUUAAUCCCCGCGCACAUCACCCCCGACCGCGAGCACACGGAUCUGUGCGCCAUGCGCUCUGUUCCACUCGCGAAAUUCGCUCGUGUGCGUGAACUGUCGGAUACCGUGCGGCCGACCUCCGUCUGCAUGUUCGACUGAUGGAACCGUCCCACCUCGGCUACCGUCUGUUUGCUUGCUUGCUGGAAGGACUUCGACCAAGCGCUUGGCUUGGCUAACCCCCGACGAAAUCGCUACAUAGCCCGCCUCGCUGUCGAGCUCUCGUAUCGCCGUCCACCUCUCUCGUCAUAGCUGUCGACGCCAUCGCAGACGGACCCGCCAAAUUGCGCGCUGACAGACCGCCCAAUCUGCCACCGCACGCCCCUGUCCUCCGCUUGU
Schizophyllum commune H4-8 is the source of this 1056-nucleotide messenger RNA. RefSeq lists its product as uncharacterized. The record is from RefSeq and is a predicted model, not a curated record. Bases 318 to 773 code for a protein of 151 amino acids. Lineage: Eukaryota; Fungi; Basidiomycota; Agaricomycetes; Agaricales; Schizophyllaceae. The transcript has a single exon.